AUAUGACAUCAUGAACCUGCAACACAUAGAAGCUAACCAUUAUGAUUAUGUCCACAUCGGGACUUGGCAUCAAGGAGUCUUGAAUAUCGAUGAUAACCGAAUUCAAAUGAACAAAACUGAAAUGGUCCGGUCUGUAUGUAGUGAGCCAUGUUUGAAAGGUCAAAUUAAGGUUAUAAGGAAGGGAGAAGUGAGCUGUUGCUGGAUUUGUACAGCUUGCAAGGAGAAUGAAUUUGUGCAAGAUGAGUUCACAUGCAAAGCUUGUGAACUGGGAUGGUGGCCUAAUGAUGAGCUGACAGGCUGCAAACCUAUCCCUGUAAAGUAUCUGCAGUGGAGUGACAUAGAGUCCAUUGUAGCUGUGGUCUUCUCUUGCCUGGGCAUCCUCGUCACCAUGUUUGUUACCCUUAUCUUUGCACUGUACAAGGACACCCCUGUCGUCAAAUCCUCUAGCCGGGAGCUGUGCUACAUAAUACUUGCGGGGAUCUUCCUUGGUUAUAUAUGCCCUUUCACCCUCAUUGCUAAGCCCACUGUCACCUCAUGCUACCUCCAGCGUCUUCUGGUGGGGCUUUCCGCUGCCAUGUGCUAUUCUGCCCUUGUAACAAAAACCAACCGAAUUGCACGCAUUCUGGCAGGGAGCAAGAAAAAAAUUUGCACCCGCAAACCACGCUUCAUGAGUGCUUGGGCCCAAGUGGUCAUUGCCUCCAUUUUGAUCAGCGUACAGCUGACAUUGGUGAUUACACUGAUCAUCAUGGAGCCCCCUUUCCCCAUCCUUUCCUACCCCAGUAUCAAGGAAGUCUUUCUGAUCUGCAACACCAGCAACUUAGGCGUGGUUGCCCCAGUGGGCUACAAUGGACUCCUCAUCAUGAGUUGCACUUACUAUGCUUUCAAAACUCGCAACGUGCCCGCCAAUUUCAAUGAAGCUAAGUAUAUUGCCUUCACUAUGUACACAACCUGCAUCAUCUGGCUUGCCUUUGUACCUAUAUACUUUGGGAGCAACUACAAGAUCAUUACAACUUGCUUUGCCGUGAGCCUGAGUGUGACAGUUGCCUUGGGGUGCAUGUUCACUCCCAAGAUGUAUAUCAUCAUUGCAAAGCCUGAAAGAAAUGUCCGCAGUGCCUUCACCACUUCAGAUGUGGUGCGUAUGCAUGUCGGGGAUGGCAAGACACCUUGUAGGUCCAACACUUUCCUCAGCAUAUUCCGGAGAAAGAAGCCAGGCGCUGGAAACCCAAAUUCUAAUGGCAAGUCUGUGUCAUGGUCUGAACCAGGUGGAAGAGAAAUUCCCAAGGGACAACAUAUGUGGCACAGGCUCUCAGUGCAUGUGAAGAAUAAGGAGCUAGGAUGCAAUCAGACAGCAGUGAUCAAGCCCCUAACUAAAAGUUAUCCAGGUCCAAGCAAGAGCCUCACUUUUUCGGACAUCAGCAGUAAGACUUUGUACAAUGUUGUGGAGGAGGAAGGAAGUGAGUCAGUGCACUUCAGCCAAAUGAGUAGUCCUUCCAUGGUUGUACACAGAAGAGUGAUGGUGAUGCCUCCACUACAGGCAGCAGCAGAGGACAUACAGAGUCCCAAAGUCUUGCCACCCCCACCACCGCCUCCACCACCGCGAUCCAUUAUGGACCAGCUGCAGGGUGUGGUCAACAAAUUUGCCACUGGCAUCCCUGAUUUCAAUGCGGUAAUGCCCGUGUCUGGUGCAGGAAAUGGACUGAGGCCCAUAUAUCAUCCUCCAGCAAUGCAGCCACAGAUAUUGCCACUACAAAUGGGCACUUUCAUUAAAGAGCCGGUUUCACUCCCAUCUGAAGAAGAAGAGGAGGAGGAGGAAGAAGAGGAGGAGGAGGAAGAAGAAGAAAAUGAAAAGUUUAAGCUUAUCCAAGAUUAUGUGUAUGAGAGGCCAGGAAAUUUAGGGGAGGAGGAAGAGGAAGAAGAGGAGCAGGCCACCAGCAAACUGACUCUAGAAGAUUCACCAGCACUGACACCUCCAUCUCCUUUUCGAGAUUCAGUGGCUUCAGGCAGUUCUGUGCCCAGUUCUCCUGUGUCCGAAUCAGUGCUUUGCAUACCUCCCAAUGCAACUUACACCUCCGUUGUUUUGAGGGAUUACAAGCAAAGCUCAUCCACUUUGUAG
Protobothrops mucrosquamatus (brown spotted pit viper) is the source of this 2113-nucleotide messenger RNA. RefSeq names its product metabotropic glutamate receptor 1-like. Gene Ontology annotation, molecular function: adenylate cyclase inhibiting G protein-coupled glutamate receptor activity; G protein-coupled receptor activity involved in regulation of postsynaptic membrane potential. Gene Ontology annotation, cellular component: postsynaptic density membrane. The annotation marks the transcript as partial. Gene Ontology annotation, biological process: G protein-coupled glutamate receptor signaling pathway; regulation of synaptic transmission, glutamatergic. The transcript is spliced from 4 exons. The record is from RefSeq and is a predicted model, not a curated record. Lineage: Eukaryota; Metazoa; Chordata; Lepidosauria; Squamata; Viperidae.